Messenger RNA from Penicillium brasilianum, 2358 nucleotides. Lineage: Eukaryota; Fungi; Ascomycota; Eurotiomycetes; Eurotiales; Aspergillaceae. The record is from the annotation of a GenBank genome assembly.
GCCGCGGGCAGAAAGCACCCGUGUCUUCUCGUCUCCUUCACUUCAUAAACUCGCCACCGCGGGCAGCUAAUUCGCAUUGCAAGAGCCAAACGCUUGCCAGCAUGCCUGCUCCGCGCCAAUCGAGUCCUAUUCCCUCCCGAAUGGCCCUGCUAUUUCUUGCAGGCGCGCUGUUGCCGACGGGGUCAACAGCGGGGAGAACCAGCGCCACCAGCGGGGAUGGAUACAGACUGGGCGAGGAGAUUCCAGUGUCUUGUCUCAAUCGGACGAUGGAAGGAGAACAUAUCACAGAUGACCUAGGCAAACUCCAAUGGAUUCCCUUCGUAACCUGCAACGAGACCUCGCGCCCUCUAUCCCUACACUACGGAACUUCCGAAACGAUAACAUGCACAAUCCCCUCGCUCUCCGACGCGCUCUACCACCUCCUCGAGUUCUACGUCCACUCCGACGUCCCCAUGACCUGCCGCGUACCAACAGCACCCCUAACGUCCAGUAACGCCACGCCUAAGGACCGCACCGACACCGAUAGCGCAUCCGGUGAGGUCGACUCGCUCGCGGCGCUGAACGAGAACGGCCCGCCCUUUACCCCAAUCACAAUUGCGCUGCAGGGUACCCUGCAGCUCAGCCACCUACAUAUCUGGACGGAUAUGAACAUGCUUAUGCAUAACAUUGCCUCGGACGCAGCGGCGCAACCGCCCAAGGCCAGGAAACACGCUCAGUCCGGUCAGCCUGGGUACGCGGUAGCCGGGACGGCGUACUCGACGCCAGAGUUUGAGGCUGCAGCGAAAAAGGUCUCGCUUGACGAGGACGAGGAAGCUGUGACCGUUGCCCAGGCUGCGCGGGAACCUUGGACGGCGGGACAUGGGACCAAGGUUGUGCGCGGCGAGCCGCUGACGUUCUCGUUCCAUGUUGCCUGGAUCGAGGGCGGUGCUGGCAUCGGGUGGCCGGAGCGUCCUGCUUCGGAGUCAUUCUUGGAGAUGGGCGGCGCCGGGACGGUGCAGAGUUCUGGGGCUGGCUCGCUCUUCUCGAGGCUAUUUUUGUUCUUCUUGGCUGCUUCGGUUGGUGCUUUGAUUGCGCUGUACUGGGAGCGCAAUGGGGACCGGCUGCGUGGCCGUUCGGGCUGGCGUGGAGAUGGGAUUCUGGGAGCUCCACCUGUGAAGGGAAAGGGAACCAGUGUGACGUUUGGUAAUGGUGGACGUAUCAAUGGGUAUGGAGGCUACUCUGCUGCUACUGCCAAUGGCGUGAGUACCGGGGGUGGUGGAGGUACGGGAUUUGGAGGCUUUGCCACAGGCAAGAGGGAUUGAUGGGCGAACAUAUCAGGAUAGACUGGUUGACCAGUCUUGUUGUACAUUUGUAUAGAAUGGAUCUCGUGUAUAGUGUAGUGUGUCUAUGAAGGCCCCUGCCAAGUCAAAAUAUGAUCCAAUGCAUUCCAUACUUAAUGCAGACAAAACAAGACGAGAAAAAUUUCCGUAGGUAGUGAUACAUGUAGAAAAAAGAAAAACAAAGGCUCCAAAGAUUAGAGCGCAUCCAGUCUCGGUAUAUAUACAAACCAAGUAAUCGCCCUGCCCUCAAUCUACCAACCCAAUGCCCAUGACAAAUGCAAUUACCAACCCUGAGCUUGCAUCCGCUGAAUCUUCUUCACAGUCUCCUGGAACGAGAACCGGAAAAGCUUCCUCCACCUCGUCCGACGCAACUCCUUCCGCACCGCACCCUUCCGCUUGUGGUACUUCUGCUCAUGCGCAUUCGCCUUAAUCUUAUUCGUACUGCAAGUAAUCUCCAACUGACGGAUAGCAGCCGGCAAAUCCACACCCCGCUCCGGCUCAACGUGGACCUGACGACCCAGCGUCGGCCCCAAUUUGAGCUCCAACUUGCGCGAGGCAAGCUGCUGAGCGGCUCGGUCUUUGAAGGUCUGCGAGCCUACGCCGCCGACGGAGCGGGCGACGGCAUCGGAGAAGACGCGGCGCGGUUCACCCUUGGAGUUGAGGGUGCUGCGGUUGCCGAGGUCGAGCUUGUUGAGGAUUUCGUCGAAGUCUGAGGCGGCGGUCUUGGUGGGUUUCGGGGUAGUCAGGCCCUCGGAGACGGCUGGUGUUGUUUGUGUGGGUUGUUCUGAGGAGGACUCGGUAGGAGGAGGAGGAGUUUGUGACGAGCUGGUCGUGGAGUUGUAGCGGAGUGUGUUGAGGAUGAUGGACUGCUGCUGGCGCGAGCUGAGGAGCCAUGGUGUUGGCCUGGCGCGGAGGCCGCGGGCCAAGAUGCGGGCGUCCAUUGCGUAGUCUGAGCAGUCAGAUUAACCCGAGUAGGUCAAUUGAUAGGACAGUACGGACUUUUGGCUUGGAAAUGUGAGGGGGAUUGUGUUUGGCGUGG